AUGGGCAAUGGCCCCAUCAAGGCAACAUGGAUAACAAAAACUAUACUCGAUCUCUACAGCAGCAGCAACAUACAAAAGGCGAUUAGUCUAACGAGCAAGCUGGCGAAUCACUGGUGGGAAGGGCCUUUAGGCCUUCCGGGAGCCGAUCCGGCGGCCUCGGUUCACAAGAACCCUAACCAGGACGCAACGCCAAAGGAAUCCGACCCUAAUUCUUCGUCCGCCAACGAAGAAGAAAAGGACAACGACGGGGAGCCGAGAGAAGGCGCGGUCGUGCCGAGCAGCCGGCGUCGACGCGGCCGUCCACCAGGGUCCAAGAACAAGCCCAAACCCCCCAUCUUCGUGACCCGCGACAGCCCCAGCGCCCUCCGCAGCCACGUCAUGGAGGUCUCAGGGGGCGCGGACGUGGCCGACUCGAUCGCCCAGUUCGCUCGCCGCCGCCAGCGCGCCGUCUGCGUGCUCAGCGGUUCCGGCACCGUCGUCAACGUCGCGCUCCGCCAGCCUGCUGCCCCGGGCGCGGCCGUCGCCCUCCGUGGCCGGUUCGAGAUCCUCUCUGUGACCGGCACGUUCCUGCCGGGCCCGGGCCCGUCCCCGCCGGGGUCGACCGGGUUAACGGUUUACCUGGCAGGCGGGCAGGGUCAGGUGGUGGGCGGCAGCGUCGUGGGGCCGCUGAUAGCGGCAGGGCCGGUGAUGGUCAUGGCGUCCACGUUCGCGAACGCUACUUAUGAGAGGUUGCCGCUUGUUCAGGAAGAGGAGGAAGGCCCAGACAGUGGCGGUGGUGCCACGGGACAGUUGCCCGGUGGAGAACCGCAGCUGAUGGCCGGGGGCGGGGGAUCAGGAGGACUGCCGGACCACUCGGCGCUGCCCAUUCUCAACUUGCCGCCGAACUUAGCACCCAACGUCGCACACGUGGGGCAUGAGCCCUUCGGGUGGGCUCAUGCGCGGGCGCCAUUCUAGGAGGACAAGAUGAGCUCUCAUUUCUAUUAUAUAUAUAUAUAUAUAUAUAUAUAUAUAUAUA
This is a messenger RNA of Musa acuminata subsp. malaccensis (wild Malaysian banana), 1015 nucleotides long. Lineage: Eukaryota; Viridiplantae; Streptophyta; Magnoliopsida; Zingiberales; Musaceae. The record is from RefSeq and is a predicted model, not a curated record.